CCUGGAUGCCUUUUCUAUGCAACUGCCUCCUCUAGGAUAGCCAGAGUCACUUGAUAUCUCAUCAGAACCUUGUUCCCCAAGGAAAGGAACAGAUGAAGAGCUGAAGGUGUUUCCAUCUUAGCUGAAGGGCGGCUGGCUUCGGGAUUACUCGUCGGGAUCCCACUGCCUUAGGGGAGAGUAAACACCGUAAAAGUCGAAAAGCUAAGUCAGAUCAGUUAAACCCAUCUCUUCUCCUACGGAAAGAAGAUGGUGUUUAACAUGAUCUCCUUCUCUCUUAACGAUAACUUUCUCGAUGUUCGUCCCGGCUCCCCUCCUUCUUUUAGCUCCUUACUGCCGCCAGGCUCUCCUCCUACAAGCAGCAGUUGCAUUGGAGGAAUAUUCAGAGGAAUUUCCGCCGCCACCUCCUCUAUGAGGAUUGGAAACCCUGCCAUAUACCAUACUCCACAAAGGCAACAGUCUGGCAAAAAUCAUGUCAGGAUUGGAGCUGUCGGGGAAUCGAAGGAGCAGGGAUCAACCAGCAAAUUGAACCAUAAGAUGACGUCAUCGAUGUCCAGACAGCAAGGGAACAGGUCCAGGAUCAUGUCCUCGAGUCCUUCUCAAGCUAAGAAAAACGUUUCUAGUUCUCCAGCUUCUGGAAUGGGUUCGAGCAGCAGUGUAACGAUGAGAGAUGGUGACACGAGGAAACAACCCGAGGAGCCUCUUAGGAAGGUCAUGUACUUCAGUUGCUGGGGACCCAACUGAAAUGGUUGAUUUCUCUCUUCCGUCAGAUAUAUCGGACCUGGAAACCGGUCCAUAUAUGCUAAGUUAACGGAAAGCAACAAAUCGUAAAUGUAGAUCUUAACAGGCACAUCCGCUUGAUUCAGAGAAUAGCACAAGAGACUCUGGAAGAGGACUUGUUCAUCCUUGGAGUCCAGGGGGCUUAAAAUUUUUAUGUCGGGUAAGCCCAUCUGGCACAUUUCCGAAGGAACAAACUUGGGGAGCUAAGGGUGCUUUUUCCGACGUAGUUUAUGUUAUCAGUGAAUAUUUUUCAUAAUCCUCGCUCAUAGUAGGGAAAAGGGUCCCCGAGUAAAGUACGUACUCAACUUUUAACAUAUCGUGCCCUCGUCCCAGAUUUGUAUCGAGAUGACCAUACACUAUUACUCAUGGAAAAUCUCAACAAAUAAGAGUUUUCCACCAUCAAUUUUCCCGUGAUAUGCCAGGAGUCUUAGCGGCAAAAGC
Punica granatum (pomegranate) is the source of this 1218-nucleotide messenger RNA. NCBI's taxonomy places the organism in Eukaryota, Viridiplantae, Streptophyta, Magnoliopsida, Myrtales, Lythraceae. The record is from RefSeq and is a predicted model, not a curated record.